UGGUCCCCGAAAUGCCAACAUCAAGAUUAAUGUGUUUAAUUUAGACAAACAGAGAUGGUAGGGAGAAUUAAUAAAUAAAUAUGGGUCUUUGGCAACCUUUAUUAAGAGCCAGCUGGUUGUAGUAGUUAAGGCAUCAGGCUAAUAACUGGGAGACUAUGAGUUCUAGUUCUGCCAGUGGCAUAAAGACAGCUGUGUCAUCCUGGGCCAGCCUCUCUCUCUCUGUCCUAGGAAGAAGGUGAAGAUUUUGGAAAUCUUUCCAAGCAAACUGUGAAGACUUGUCUGUGCAGUUAACAUAUGUUUAUUACAAUGGAUGUCAUUUGUCCCAGCAGUAUUCUUAGAAGUGCUGUUUAGUACAGACUGAAUGCCCAAUUCCUUGGACGAAAAAAUCCAUAAUGGAUCCUAGCUGUGAUUACCACUUUCUUCACCGUGUUUUGGGGAAAACUGUACACAUCACAUUGAAAUGUGGCAUAUUCCAGGGGAUACUGCAACAUGUGGAUUCCAGUCAGUGUAUCUUUCUAAACAGAGUUAAGAAUUUGGAAAAUGGCAGGAAUGUACCUGGAAUAAAGAGGUUCUUUGGCCAUGAAAUUGUUAAUGUGGAAUUGCUUGAUGACCUGGAACAACCUGCUGCAGAAAGAAAUUUCACUCCUACUGGAUCCAGGGAAUUUCCACUUACUAAGUUAUCUGAAAUCGACCAAGGAUCACUGCUGGAUCAAAGCACCCAUAGAGCUAAUGUUGUUUCCCCAAUGAGCCAGCAACUCUGUUUGGAUGAAGAUAGCGGGGAAGACAUAGAAUAUAUUGUUAUUAAUCAAUUCCAGAAGACAUUUGGUUCUGCUAUGAUGCACAUCAAAAAUCAAAGUGUAUGUAGUAUAGCAGCAGAGGGUGUCAAUUUGUGUCGGCAUGGAAAACUUUCUUGGUUACAAGUUGCAACAAAACGUCAGGUUUUCUUAUUUGAUAUUUUUGUUUUGGGAGCUCAAGUGUUCAAGAAUGGACUACAAAUGAUACUGGAGGACCAGAAUAUUUUGAAAGUUAUCCAUGAUUGUCGUUGGCUUUCAGAUUGUCUUUCUCACCAGUAUGGAAUUGUGCUGUCCAAUGUCUUUGAUACACAGGUUGCUGAUGUAUUACAGUUCUCAAUGGAAACAGGUGGCUACCUUCCACAUAGGGUCAGCACUUUACAAGAGUGUUUAAUGCGAUAUUUGAGGCUGCCUGACAAAUGCGUUUCUUUUUUUGAAUACAAACAGCAAGCAAUGGAGGAAGAUCCUGAGGUCUGGUUUCUGCGACCCCUUCCACCUGUAUUGUUGAAUAUAUUAGCCCUGGAAACGGUGUAUCUCCUACCUCUCCGUUUGCUGCUGCUUGGUGAAAUUAUGUCUGAUUUAACAACAUUAGUGGAUAGUUACUUGAAUUCAUUUCGGCAAGGAUCUGCAGAUCCCCUGGGGAGCAUCAAGAUAUCUUCUAUGGAGUUACCAGAAGAGCUACGACAACUGGCAGAUCUUUAUAACCUCCGAAGACAAACUGCAGUGCAAAAGUUCCAGCUCAAUGAGGAAGGUUUCCUUAUCAGAGGAAUGGGGGCAAUAAGAAGAAAAAAGGCAGAGAAUGAACCAUAUCCUAAAACAUACUGUCCCGAUUCUGAUACUCGGGGCAAUUAUAAAAAAGAAGAUAUAUAUAACCAUGAUAACCAAAAGCCCAUAGUUAGCAAUGAUGAGAUAGACUCUAAAAUGGAAAGGGGACAUUUCAUGUAAACUGAUAUUGGAAGAGACUAAAACAAAGGGGAAAAUAACCACAAAGAAAGUUCAUUUUUUUCCAGAAAAAAAAUGAGGUAGCUCUUCUUCAGCUCUGAGAAGCUUCUUGGAUGAGAAGCGAAACAUCUUCAAAGAAAAAACAGAAAGUCCAGUUGCCUAUUGAAAAAAGCACCUUUGGGACAACCAUGACCUGGAUGACUGAGAAUUUCCAUAGAUACCAUAUCAAUUUUCUUUCUAUAAUCUAUUCUGUCUAAUUUUCAGAAAACAUGACAUGAGAUUUUUUUUCCUUCAGUAAAACAAUUUGAAAGUUCAGUUUAAAAUAAAACUUUAGAUUAAUUGUGAAAGUCUUUGUGUAGAAUGGAUAUAGUAAUAAAAUUGCUUAUUUCUAGGA
This is a messenger RNA of Pantherophis guttatus, 2127 nucleotides long. It is a transcript of the gene EXD1, whose product is annotated as exonuclease 3'-5' domain containing 1. NCBI's taxonomy places the organism in Eukaryota, Metazoa, Chordata, Lepidosauria, Squamata, Colubridae. Gene Ontology annotation, biological process: piRNA processing; nucleobase-containing compound metabolic process. The record is from RefSeq and is a predicted model, not a curated record. Gene Ontology annotation, cellular component: PET complex. Gene Ontology annotation, molecular function: 3'-5' exonuclease activity; nucleic acid binding.